Messenger RNA from Erigeron canadensis, 2857 nucleotides. Its product is annotated as probable potassium transporter 17. Bases 1707 to 2528 code for a protein of 273 amino acids. Gene Ontology annotation, molecular function: potassium ion transmembrane transporter activity. Gene Ontology annotation, cellular component: membrane. The transcript has 12 exons. The record is from RefSeq and is a predicted model, not a curated record. Lineage: Eukaryota; Viridiplantae; Streptophyta; Magnoliopsida; Asterales; Asteraceae. Gene Ontology annotation, biological process: potassium ion transmembrane transport.
CGGUGAGUUACCCCAUCUCUCACUAUCGCUCUUCUUCGUCUCAUUCUCUUCAACAUAAUCCAUCUCCGAAUCAGUAUUAUGGAUUAUUUGUUCUUCAUCAUCAAGGAAAUCACUAAAACAAUCACAGUGGAAAAAAUAGACUUUUUGUUAUCCACUUUCAUCAGUGUUGUCUCCAUGUGAUUUCAGAUUGCAUAAGGAUAUGGCCCAAUAAUUAAACUGCAAUUGCAUUUUCGGUGAAUGGAACGCAGUGGUGUUUGAGAUAAUGAUGACUUUUGAAUUGGGCUGCACAGUUUACGCAACACCAGUUGAUCCUAAGAAGGGAGAUUUGGGAAUUAUUGCAGCAAUCGCAAUUGGUUUCAUAGUGGGUGCUAAACAUCAUAGCUGGCGGUGCGUUUACUGGAGCAUCCCCGAACCCUGUGGUGAUGACCUCAAGUAUCAAUAUUGUCAAAGAUUCUACAAGUGUUCUGAAGAAAAAAGAACAGUGACAAUGUUUUUAAGAAUGUUUGGAAGGCCAGAGCAAGAAACUGAUAGUGCCUUAGAUAAAUUAAAUGAGGGUUGGAUACUUGGAUAUUGGAAUUGGCUGUAAAGUCAUGCCCUAAGAAUUGAGGCAUGUCACCGUGGUCAUGGUGUGAAUCUCUUACCACUUUUGCACAUAUACGAUCUAUUUAGAUGGAAAAGUUAUUUAUGGAGGUUCUUUUCAUGAAUGAUAGGAGGCUUCAAGUCUGGAUGGCAUGGAUAUGUGAUUAGUCGGAUCAAAUUUGCUCGAUCUUGUAACUUUCUUGAGAUAUAACAACGUUAAUCACAAGUUAAUAUUGGAAACUUUAGCUUUUGCUCUUGCGUCGGUGUGUAGGUGAACGGAACGCAGUGGUGUUUGAGAUAGUGAUGACGUUUGAACUGGGCUGCACAGUUUACGCAACACUAGUUCAUUCCUAAGAAGGGAGAUUUGGGAAUUAUUGCAGCAAUCGCAAUUGGUUUCAUAGUGGGUGCUAAACAUCAUAGCUGGCGGUGUAUUUACUGGAGCAUCCCUGAACCCUGUGGUGUUCUUUGGCCCGACUGUGGUCAGCUGGACCUGGGACAGCCCCUUGGUCUACUAUCUAGGCCCAUUGGUAGGUGUGGAUUUAGCUUCACUAAUCGAUGAGGUCAUUUUAUUUGGCUCGAGUACUCAUGAGCCACUCUCAACCACAGAUUAAUAAGAAUGAAGAUAUCGCUCUCACACAGCCAAAUGGGUAGUGAAUGAUGGUCUUAAAUUAUUGUUGAUGUUUGUGGGGUGUUAUGGAAGUUACAUGUUUUUAAGUUGUAGUACCGGGGCUAGGGUUCUCUCCAUUACCCUUUAAAUAUGAUUUAUAUGACGAAGUUUCAAAGGCGCAUAGUUGAAUGCCAUCUAGCCAAAAGAUACUGGCAAGUUUAGUUAAAUUUUGACAUGGUGCAAGCUGCUAAAUUUUCCAAAUGGAUGGUGAUUCAAACAACGACAAUGAUGAUGAUCUUGAAUCAGAGAGUGUUACUGAAUACAAGAGUUUGAUCGACAUACAUGCUGGAAAGGGAAAGGAUGGUUUAGAUGAAAGGCUAAAAGUAGAUACUAAUAAAGUAAGAUGUCUUAGCUUAAGUGAACACGUUCUUGAGAAGGCAGCAGAAACUGAUGGCCCACAUAUUGUCAGGGUAAGAAUAAAUGGGCCACUCUAUCGCUUGCUUACAAGUCAGUAGGAGUUAUGUUUGGAGGGCUUGUGACUUCACCGCUUUAUGUGUACCCUUCAAUGGCAUUAAAGUCUCCAACUGAAGAAGCCUAUUUGGGAAUCUACUGCAUCAUGUUCUGGACUCUUAGUUUAAUUGGUGUUGUCAAGUAUGCUUGUAUAGCUUUGAAAGCUGAUGAUCAGGGUGAAGGUGGUACAUAUGCUCUAUAUUCACUACUUUGCAGGCAUAUGAACAUUGGAGCCAUUACUUCGACUGGUGUCAGUUCACCAUCACGUCGUUCACAUGAUAAUAGUUUGCAUCAAAGCUUUAAAAAGUCAAGUAGACUUGGGAUGUUUAUUGAGAGGAGUCUGAUUGCUAGUAGGAUUUUAUUUUUCAUAGCAAUACUCGGCAUGUGUAUGUUAAUCGGUGAUGGAAUACUCACCCAUGCUAUCUCAGUGUUGUCAGCAAUGGAGGGCAUCAGGGUUCGUUUUCCAAAGUUCAGCAAAUCUCUGGUAGAAGCCCUCUCUGCAGCAGUUCUUAUUGUUUUGUUUUUGCUACAAAAGUAUGGUACUGCACGAGUAAGCUUUCUGUUCUCCCCCAUCAUGGGUGCGUGGAUGUUGACUACUCCCCUUAUUGGUAUUUACAAUAUCAUAUGUCAUUACCCUAUAAUUUUAAUGGCAAUAUCACCCCAUUACAUAUUCCAGUUCUUCUCGAGGAAUGGUCAUGAGGGCUGGUUGUUGCUUAAUGAUAUGUUCCUGUGCAUAAUAGAUAUUCCAGGUGAGUUUGUUAAAGCUCUAAAUGAGGGUAUUUUCAUGAAGACAUCUACAAAAACUCUUAUGCCGGCCAUGAGGAACAGCUGAAAAUGCAGUCUCAUGCUCUUCUAUGUAAAAAUUAGAUUAUUUCCGUAUCGAAAAAUGCAUUUAGCAAAGUUGUAGGAACAUAGAUUUUGCGUCUUCAAGUUAGCUUCCAAAGGUCUCUUCAUGAGUAGGGGUGCUCUUUUUCUUUUUGUUUAUGUAGUUGUAUUGAUUUAACGUAUAGAGUUGUCAACUGUGUACAACAAGACACCACUUGAGCCGAACAGUUGAUGUUUUGUUUUUAUUUCUCAAUAUUUAUAAAUAUUUUGACCCUGUAGUCUGUAUUGUAUAAAUUUUCACUUAUUAAAUUAUAUUUUGUUACUUUGUUAGAGUUA